Molecule: messenger RNA, 1060 nt
Organism: Papaver somniferum (opium poppy)
Lineage: Eukaryota; Viridiplantae; Streptophyta; Magnoliopsida; Ranunculales; Papaveraceae
Product: F-box protein SKIP5-like
Exons: 5
Coding region: 80-886 (268 amino acids)
Molecular function (GO): protein binding
Source: RefSeq, a predicted model, not a curated record
AGAUGCGGUCAAAAUAGCAGAGAAGAAGAUACAACAUCUUCAGAGGAGCAGCAGCAGGUGGAUUGGAAUUAGGGCUAAUAUGGAAACGGAAGAGAAGAGUAGGUGGAAGCGGGGAAGAAGCAAGGGUUCAUUUAAUAUUGUUGCUUGUUCUUCAUCCUAUUCUUCUUCUUCUUCGUCGCUUAUGAAUUCUCUUGAUGAUGGAUGUAUUAUGCAUAUCUUUAGCUUCUUAUCGCCAAUUCCAGAUCGGUAUAACGCCGCCCUCGUUUCCCGCAGAUGGUACUACCUUGCAUGCCAUCCUCGCCUGUGGCUACGUGUAGACGGGGCUCUAAAAGAUUCAUCUGAACCUGGAGUAUUUCCCAGCGUUGAAACCGCUGUCUCUGCUGCGAGGCCCGGGGAUACCAUUUUGAUAGGUGCUGGUGGGAGUCACCAUGUUCAUGAUAUUCAGAUUAAGAAACCACUUUGCUUGCUUGGUGGAGGUGAGCAUCCAGAUGAAACAACACUGGUCUGUUCGCGAGGCUCGGAAAGUGCAUUUGAGUUCCUGUCUACUUGUAAGAUAUCAAAUUUAACUGUGAAAGCGGAGUUAGGAUGUUGUUUGCUUCAUAGGAGCGGAAGAUUAACGAUAGAACGGUGCAUACUCCUGUGCGAUGAAAACCCGUUGGACUACCUCUCAUGCGCAAUAGUAAGCACUGCAAAAGGGCCAUCAGAUGUUGUUCCUAUACCUGGUGAGGCAUUGUCAGCAUUGGUCCAGGCUGAUAGUGUAUCAGUAUCACGUACCCGAAUUGAAGGAGGCUCUAAAGCUGUCUCAACAAUUGGGACCCUGGCACUACAACGGGUCCGAGUAAUUUAUUCUAGGACAGCUCUUCUCUUCUGGUUUGAUGUAAAGUAGAAUUCUGUUUCCUUGUUUGUUUACCUAUCUACAAUCCUACAAUCUUCAAAGAUUAUUGUUGUAUUGUUAGGAUUAUUAUCAAAACUGGGUGCCGGUGGAGAUGCACAAUUCAGUUUGAUUUGUUUACGUACCUACACAAUGAUCCAAUUCAACUUCUAUUGUUAGAUUAAUCAA